Aspergillus ibericus CBS 121593 is the source of this 1686-nucleotide messenger RNA. Its product is annotated as cytochrome P450. The transcript is spliced from 8 exons. Gene Ontology annotation, molecular function: oxidoreductase activity, acting on paired donors, with incorporation or reduction of molecular oxygen; monooxygenase activity; iron ion binding. The record is from RefSeq and is a predicted model, not a curated record. The coding region runs from base 22 to 1641 and encodes 539 amino acids. Lineage: Eukaryota; Fungi; Ascomycota; Eurotiomycetes; Eurotiales; Aspergillaceae.
GGCAGCCAGCCCGUCUGCAACAUGUCCGGGGACUCGUUCCUACAAACCCUGCUGAAUACCUCGCGCGGCUAUGCGCAGAUUAUUCUGACCCCUGCGCUCAUUGAAUGGCGACAACUUUUGAUCUACGCUGGAGCUCUCUUCCUGGCGUACAAAGUCAGUCGAGGGAUUUAUUCCGUGUACUUCUCCCCUCUCGCGAGCAUCCCAGGGCCCAAACUCGCCGCCUUGACGCAUUUGUACGAAUCGUACUACGAGAUCGUUCUUGGCGGGCAAUACUUCAAGCGUGUCGCGGAACUACACCGGAUAUACGGGCCCGUCGUGCGCGUCACGCCCAAUGAAGUCCAUUUCAACGACCCCGAGUUCAUCGAUAUGGUCUAUCCCAGCCCCGCCCGAAAGACCAACAAGCCUCUCUGGUUUGCGCAAAGAACGGGAACACCCUACUCGAUUGUAUCCACCCCCGACCACGAUCUCCACCGCCGCCGCCGCAAUGCCCUCAAUUCGUUUUUCUCCGUCGCCAGCAUCCGUCGACUCGAGCCCAUCAUGAAAAAGUACAUGGGUAUCAUGGUCGCGCGGAUGGAGGAAGCCGGCAAGUCUGGGGGCAUCAUGCACAUGCACCAUGUGUUCAAGGCCUGCGCGAGCGACGUGAUUACAGUCUACGCCUUUGGCGAGUGCUUUGGCUUCAUGGAUCGACCGGACUUUGGGCGUUCAUUCUUCGAAUCCACCGAUGUCUUUUUCUACCUCACUCAUAUCUUCGGGCUGGUACCGUGGCUGGUGCACUAUGUGCAGAACAUGCCGUCGUGGCUGGUCAAAAUGCUGCUGCCGUCGUUGAGUGAGCUCCGCGAUCGACAAGAUUGGUGGAUUGCCAAGGUGCGCGAAAUCCGAGCCUCUCCGAACCCGGAGCGAGUCAAAAGCACCAUCUUCGAGGGGAUCUUGAACAGCUCGUUACCGCCCGAGGAGAAGACGGAUGAACGACUGGCGAGUGAAGCCCAGCUGGUUGUGUUUGCUGGCGAGGGGACAACUGCAUACACCCUAACCUGCUGCCUAUACCAACUCCUCGCGCAUCCCGACGAAGUCCACAAACUCAAACAAGAACUCACCCAGGCCGUCCCCGAUCCGAACCACAUUCUCCUCCACCAAGUCGACAGUCUCCCGUACCUCAACGCCAUCAUCCAAGAAGCCGUCCGUCUCCACCCAGGCGUCAUGGCCCGACAGGUCCGUAUCUCCCCGGAGGUCCCAGUCAUCUACACCGACAAAGAAAAGGGCCAGACCUACGUGGUGCCCCCCAACACGGUGACCAGCAUGUCCCCCCUGGAUAUCCAUAUGCACCCGGCGGCAUUUGGUCCGGAUGCGUACGCGUUCCGACCGCAGCGCUUCAUCGAUGACCCGAAACUCGUCCGCUACUUUAUUGGAUUUUCACGUGGCGCGAGGAAUUGUGUUGGAAUGACUCUCGCUCGUCGCGAAAUGGCCAUCAUUCUGGCUACGCUGUUUCUUAAAUAUGAUGUCUAUAAUGGCCAGCCCGGCCAGGGUCCGACGCUGGAGCUGUAUGAUACGCAGCGGGCGAGGGAUAUUGAUGCGAAUAGCGACUAUAUUAUCCCGGUUCCGGCGAAGGGGAGUGAAGGGCUACGGGUGAAGAUUCGGAACUAGUGCUGAUGGCUACGCUGGGGGAUGAGAAUAACAGCGGGAGAGGAU